This is a messenger RNA of Rotaria sp. Silwood1, 2472 nucleotides long. The record is from the annotation of a GenBank genome assembly. NCBI's taxonomy places the organism in Eukaryota, Metazoa, Rotifera, Eurotatoria, Philodinida, Philodinidae.
AUGUCGCAUAUUUCAUAUAAUAAACAAUGGCAAGAUGCACAAAUUGCCAUGGUCGAUAUGUUGGCUAUCGAAACACCCGAACAGCCACGACUACCAGAAAACGAUAUCAAUGCAGCUUUUCAAUUAGUUGCAACUAUGUUUGUGAAAUAUGUACAAAUAUUUCGAAGAUUAGAACAAUGUUAUGAUCAAAUAGUACAUCCACAAAAACGACGAUUAAUACGUGUUGUUCUUGAUGGUUGUAUGGGACGAAUAAUUGAAUUAAAACAUGAAAUGAUUAGCAUGGAUUAUUCAGAAUAUCAUUAUUUUGAUGAUAUUCUUGCAGAUCUUAAAUUAACACCGAAUGAUCUUGAUAUUCCAAUUCCAAAUUAUUUCGUACUUGAACGUGCACAAGCAAUUGAAAAACGUGAACGUCUUCUUGGUCAAAUUUUAGCUCGAAUGACAUUAGAAAAUGAAACUCAAGAUACUAGUAGCAUCAUGACAAUGGAUGAUGCUAUUCGAAUAAUUCAAUCACAUGAACGAGCUCGUCAAGGACGAUUACGUGCUAAACAAAUAGGUGAAUUACGUCUUAAUGAUCAACGUGCACGACAACGUGCAAAUAUGGGAGAAUCAAAAAUGGAUAAAGUAUUAGCAGCAACAAUUAUUCAAAAAUAUUAUCGUCGUCAUGUUGUACGACGUGAAGUAAAAAAAUUUCGUGAAGAAGAAUAUAUGUUCUUAGGAAUGGCAAUGCCAACAUUUCAUAAAGAUCCAUUAAAACGUUUACUUGCUGAUGUACGAGCACAUGAAGAUGAAAGACGAAAACGACAAGAAAAACAUGAAAUAGCAUAUCAACAAGCAUUAGUAGCAACGCGUGAAAAAAUCAAACAAACUGAAGGACCAGAUAUGAAAGAACGUUUACAAGAUCAAAUUCGUCAAUGGUUUAUUGAAUGCAGAAAUGUUUCACAAAAAUUUCCCGAUUUUCCUGAUGAAGAUGAUGGUGGUUCAAAUAAAAUUUUUGAGAAAAAGACUGUUGAAGAAAUUCAAGAAGAUCUUGAUGCUAAACUUGAAAGUAAAGGCAAAGGAAAAGGUGAUAAAAAAGGCAAAAAAGGAAAAAAAGGCAAGAAAGAAAAGAAAGGAAAGAAAGGCAAAAAAGGCAAGAAAAAGAAGAAAGGAGAUGAUGAAGAAGGUUGGACAUUACCAGAAUCUCAAUUUGUUACUGAGAUGAUGAAACCAUCAACACAAACAUAUCAAAGUUUUUGGGAAACAAGAGAUGAAAGUAAUAAUUUUGAACAAAAUCAUGAUAAUGAAAUAGUUAAAGAAGAAAAACGCACUGAAGUUCAAGAAGAAAUACGUAUUGAAGUUGAUGCUUUAAUGCGUGAAGAAUUAAAAAAUUUAAAAGCGAAAGCAAAAAAGAAAAAGAAGAAGAAAGAAAAAGAUUUAACACCAGAUCGAACAAUUGAGUCUCUAUAUGAAGAACUUGUUAUGAAUCGUAUUAUAAUUCGUCCACCAAAAGUUACUCUUAAUGAUUUUCUUGGUGAUUUUAAUUAUUUACCAAGUCUUAUUCGUCAAGCUAAACAUGAACCAAUGCCAACAAUGUACGAUGUUAAACAAUUAACUGCCUUAUAUGGAAUUUUACCAUUCGGAUCAGAAAAAGUUCAUGAAAUAGCACCUCAAGUAAAAGGUCUUCUUAUUUGUGGACCUCGAGGAUGUGGUAAACAUAUGUUAUUACACGCUAUAUGUAAUGAAUUAGGUGCAAAUUUAUUUGAUAUAUCACCACAAAAUAUUUAUGAAACAUAUCGUGAAAAAGAAGGUAUUAAAAUGCUUAUGCAUUUAUGUUCAAAAGUUGGAAAAGCUUUACAACCAACUAUAAUUUUUAUUAAUGAUUGUGAAAAAUUAUUUAAAAAAAAACUAAAACCAGAAGAAAAACAAUUUGAACCAAAACGCUUAGCUAAAGCAUUACCAAAAUGGCUUAAGACAAUCAAACCUGGAGAUCGAGUUUUAUUAGUUGGAAUAUCACAUGAACCAUAUCAAGGUGUUGUUAAACCAAUGAUGAAAGCUUUUCAACGUGUUGUUUUAUUACCACGUCCUGAAUAUGGAACUCGUUUAUUACUAUGGAAAACGCUGAUUCCUAAAUAUGGUGGUAUAAUAACGCCAGCACUUGACUUAACAUCAUUAGCAAAACUAUCAGAUUCAUAUGCACCUGGACAUAUUCAUGAUACAAUUGUUGAAACAUUGACUGAACGACGUCUUGUUAAAAUGUCUAAACAUCCAUUACAAGCAAGUGAUUUUAUACCUGGUUUAGCACAUCAUAAUGCUAUUUAUAAAGAAGAAGAAGAUGCUUAUAAAAGUUGGUGGAAAAAAACUCCAUUGGGUAAAAAACGUGAACGAUUCUUAGAAGAUCAAGAAGAAGGCGGAGGUGAUGGUAAAGGAAAAAAAGACAAAAAAGGAGGUGGUAAAGGGAAAGGCAAAAAGGGAAAAGGCAAAAAGAAAAAAUAA